Molecule: messenger RNA, 897 nt
Organism: Hirsutella rhossiliensis
Lineage: Eukaryota; Fungi; Ascomycota; Sordariomycetes; Hypocreales; Ophiocordycipitaceae
Product: brix domain-containing protein
Exons: 2
Coding region: 1-897 (298 amino acids)
Biological process (GO): rRNA processing
Cellular component (GO): Mpp10 complex; small-subunit processome; nucleolus
Molecular function (GO): rRNA primary transcript binding; snoRNA binding
Source: RefSeq, a predicted model, not a curated record
AUGAUUCGCAAACAAGCACGCCAACGGCGGGAUUAUCUGUAUCGGAGGGCCCUGCUUCUGCGAGACGCCGAGAUUAGCGAGAAGCGAGCCAAGCUACGAGCAUCGUUGGCAUCGGGAAAGCCCCUGGAUCCGUCCAUCGCAAACGACAAGGCUCUGCGCAAAGACUACGCAUACGAUGAAUCCACCCCCGACCUGAACACCAACGAGAAGCUCGAUCUGGAUGACGAGUUUGCCCAGUUGUCUGGCAUUAUAGAUCCGCGGGUUCUCGUGACGACGUCGCGGUCUCCCUCGGCUAGGUUAUCUGCCUUUUCCAAGGAAAUCAGACUGCUGCUGCCCACGUCGAUACGGAUGAACCGAGGAAACCUCAUUCUCCCAAACUUGGUCCAAUCUGCGCAGUCUGCAGGCUUGACCGACAUUGUUGUCCUGCACGAGCAUCGCGGUACGCCCACGGCUCUGACUCUGACACACUUUCCUCACGGCCCCACGGUGUCUUUUUCUCUUCACAACGUUGUUCUGCGUCACGACAUCCCCGGAAGCGUGCGUGGGACAGUGAGCGAGUCGUAUCCUCACCUCAUCUUUGACGGAUUCACGACGCCAUUGGGUCAGCGGCUGGUCAAGAUCCUGAAACACAUUUUCCCUCCGCGAGAGGCCAUCACGAGCAGAAACAAAAUGGGCAACAGAGUCGUGACGUUUAAGAACCUUGAAGACAGCAUCGAAGUCAGGCACCAUGUCUUUGUGCGAACGGGAUACGAUAGCGUGGAGCUGGCCGAGGUCGGCCCGAGAAUGACGAUGAGGCCAUUCGAGAUCCGAGGUGGCACGCUUGAAAACAAGGACGGCGACGUCGAAUGGCACCUAAGCCAGUACACGCGAACAGCCAAGAAGAAGAAUUACCUUUGA